AUGAGCCAGGCAGGCAAGAGCGAGGGCCUCGAUAUCAGCAUCACCAUGGACAACCAGCUCCUAGAGCAGCUCUUCAUCUCCCGAAUCGGCUCCAAAAAGACAAGCGGCGGCAGCAGCAACAAUGAAUUCUUGGUCACGCCGUGGCAUCCUCACCAGAGUCUGACGUUAGCGAUUGAAGCCGACGCCAAAGUCGACGAGAGCGACAAGCUCAAGGAGCUCGAGAAGAACUUUGACAAGUGCUAG
This is a messenger RNA of Lasiosphaeria miniovina, 243 nucleotides long. RefSeq lists its product as uncharacterized. The record is from RefSeq and is a predicted model, not a curated record. Lineage: Eukaryota; Fungi; Ascomycota; Sordariomycetes; Sordariales; Lasiosphaeriaceae. The transcript is spliced from 3 exons. The coding region runs from base 1 to 243 and encodes 80 amino acids.